AUGAUUUCCUCAGUAUUUCAUCGGUAUAUUCCGAGGAAAUUCUGAGGAACCCCAAAUUUUGGGUUUCCUCGGAAUUUCCUCGGAAAUUUGUUGGAAUAUUCCGAGGAUCUCAUUUUCCGUCAGAAUGUCCGUCAGAAUUACGCUGUUUUCUUGUAGUGUAUGAGUUACACGAAAGCUUUACUGGAACCGAAAUCAGAGUCCAAACUUUGUGGAAUCUUACGGUUGAAAGCUUACAGUUCUGAUUUGGAAUCACGAUUUCGUCUAAAAAAUCACAAUAUCAUAGAUAAAUCAAAAAUAUAAAAUCAUGUUUUUGUUUCUAUAUAAAAUCUAAAAUUUAAUAGUAAUGAAAUUUAGAGAAUAGAAAUAUAUAGAAUUAGUACGAUAAUUAUUUUUAUGCGUUGAGAUUUUUAUUAGAGAUAUAGUAUAUGUAUAUUUAAGUAAAUACAUGUCAAUUAUUUAUGAAAUGUUAAAAAUGAUUAAUAUAAUAAUUUCCAAUUAAUUUAUGUGUAUUUUCUCACAGCUGAAACCUAUUACAUGUGUCACAACUGACUCACACGUUGACACUUCGUCAAGAGGAAGACCAUCCAAGCUUGAAUGUAAUUGCCCCAAAUUAUGUCAGUUUUCUGCUAUAAUUAGUUGCUAUAUUGUAUCUUCCCCUAUUAUCAUUUCACGAAUUAAAUCUGUUCCACAAAUUUUUCUUAUUAAUAAAAAACUUGAAGAAUCGCAUAUUUUAAGGUAAUUCAGUCAAUCUAAAGCUUUCCAAAUUCCAAUCAAAGUCUACGUCCCAUGAAAUUACACGUAAAGCUUCUUUCCAAACAAUGUAAAGUUUUGUGCCAUGCAUCAUAACAAGCGCCGAAGUUUAUGUUUCCUUGUCUAAACAUUUGUAAUUUUGUUUUUUUUUUCAUUUCGUUCAUUUUUUUUCCGAUGAGUUUCAGAAACUCUUUCAAAUCUCACAGCACGUACAAACAGAUACGAAGCCCCGGUAAUCAAAGCGAAGCAAACCCUGAGAACCGUCCGAUUCUCCAUGACCACGAUCACCACCUUGGCAUGGCCCACCGCAAAACAGAGAGCUCUCGUUCUAGCCUCGACGACGGCCGAAACGCACCCCUGGACCGAGAUUCCAGCUACAAGUUCUGGCAAGAAAACACUGGAACUUCCGAGGAGCCGGCACGAACCAGCCUUAAAGAUCCGACCACUAUUAAUCGACAGAGCGGGACACUGAGCGACAGCUUCAACUUCGGAUCAGGGAAGCCGCAGCCGCCUAUGGAGGAGCCAAAGUCUGGAGGAGAACAUCGACAAUGGGGAGGUAGAGGAGAGAUCACACUCGACGUGGAUCAUGACAACGAUGACGUAAGUCACCAGACACAACCAACCCCUACAUCAACGGCUCGUUCAUCAUUCGACCCGGCGAGGGACUUACGAGUCUCUUUCAACGUUCAAAAAGCUGGUAUAAACUUCGUCGGCUCGGUUCCAUCUUCGUCCACUACUCCAAGGUCCACUACUCCUUCGUCUUGUUGUUCGCCCAGAACAAUGAGGACGAAUCAAGAGUCCCAUCAGCAGGAAGAAGAGGUUGUGAGAUGCACAUCAAACAGGUCGUUUCAGAGGAAAGCAGAGCUUGUUUCAAGAACCAAGACAAGAUCCAGGCUUCAAGAUCCGCCACCCGAGGAAGACUCAUCGUACUCUGGAUGGCGAUCGGGUCAGUUAAAAUCCGGUUUACUCGGGGAUAUCGAUGAAGAGGAUGAUCCAUUAGCGGAGGAAGAUAUACCUGACGAGUAUAAGAAAGGGAAACUCGACGCUAUAACCUUGCUCGAGUGGCUUAGCUUAGUGGCUAUAAUAGCUGCAUUAGCGUGUAGUUUAUCGAUUCCUUCUUGGAAGAAAGUGAGAGUUUGGAACCUUCAUUUAUGGAAAUGGGAAGUGUUCUUGCUUGUUCUUAUAUGCGGGAGGCUGGUCUCUGGAUGGGGAAUCAGAAUCGUCGUCUUCUUCAUCGAGAGAAACUUUCUUUUGCGAAAACGAGUUCUUUACUUUGUCUACGGUGUCCGGAGAGCUGUUCAGAACUGUCUCUGGCUCAGUAUGGUUCUUAUCGCUUGGCGUUACUUGUUCGACAAGAAAGUGCAAAGAGAGACGGAUAGCAAGUUUCUUCCUUACGUAACCAAGAUCUUGGUGUGUUUCUUGUUGAGCACUAUCUUGUGGUUGAUCAAGACGCUGGUGGUCAAAGUUCUCGCUUCUUCGUUCCACGUCAGUACUUACUUUGACCGGAUUCAAGAAGCUUUGUUUAACCAGUACGUGAUUGAGACGUUGUCGGGUCCUCCCAUGAUUGAGCUGAGCAGGAUUGAGGAAGAGGAAGAGAGGGCGCAACAAGAGAUUUUCAAGCUGCAGAACGCAGGUGCUAAGUUACCGCCUGAUCUCUGCGCGGCUGCGUUCCCGCCGAGAAAGAGCGGGAGAGUGCUGAAUCCGAAACUCUCAACGGUCAUCUCGAAAUCAGCAGCUGAUGGUGGAAUCAGCGUGAAGCACCUUCAGAGUAUGAAUCACAAGAACAUCUCAGCUUGGAACAUGAAGAGGCUAAUGAAGAUUGUGAGGCAUGUUUCGCUCACCACGUUGGACGAGCAGAUGCAAGAAACCACGAACGAAGAUGAAUCCACCCGACAGAUACGGAGCGAAAAAGAAGCUAAAGCAGCUGCAAGGAAGAUUUUCACAAACGUGGCUCGACGCGGUUCAAAGCACAUUUACUUGGAUGAUUUGAUGAGAUUUUUGCGUGAAGACGAGGCGGUGAAGACAAUGUACCUCUUCGAAGGUGCACCAGAGACAAGAAAGAUCAGCAAAUCAGCUUUGAAGAAUUGGCUGGUCAAUGCUUUCAGAGAGCGAAGAGCUCUUACCCUGACACUCAACGACACCAAAACAGCUGUGAACAAGCUUCAUCACAUGAUCAAUAUUGUCACUGCCAUUGUCAUAGCUGUAAUAUCGCUUGUACUUCUGGAAAUCGCAUCCUCCAAAAUACUUCUCUUUGUAAGUUCACAAGUUGUACUACUGGCCUUCAUCUUUGGGAACACGGUCAAGACUGUCUUCGAGUCAAUCAUCUUCUUGUUCAUCGUGCAUCCUUACGAUGUUGGUGAUCGCUGUGAGAUUGACGAUGUACAGUUGGUGGUGGAGGAGAUGAACAUACUUACCACAGUGUUCUUGAGAUAUGACAAUCUGAAGAUUAUGUAUCCGAAUAGUCUUCUAUGGCAGAAAUCGAUCAGCAAUUACUACCGCAGUCCAGACAUGACUGAUACAAUCGAGUUUUGUAUCCACAUUACUACUCCUCAUGAAAAGAUUGCAACGAUCAGGCAAAGAAUAUCAAACUACAUUGACAACAAGCCAGAGUAUUGGCACCCAUCAGCUAAGAUCGUUGUAAAGAACGUGGAACAGUUGAACAUGGUAAGGUUAGUAAUUUGGCCAGAUCACAGGUUUAAUUUCCAAGACAUACUUGAGAGAUGGGCAAGAAGAUCCGUCUUGGUCGAAGAAAUAAUUAAGAUCCUCCUCGAACUCGACAUUGAGUACCGGUUUUAUCCAAUGGGUAUCAAUGUCAAAGCAAUGCCUACAGUUGUCUCCAGCAGAGUUCCACAAGGCUGGUCGCAAACCCCUGCUUGAACUUCAUGAAGAGACCCUACUGCUUUUCUUUUUGCCUAAAUGUAAGCAAAAGCAGUAAACAAAUUUUGUAACCAAGAUACAGUAGUUAGUUUCUAAAUACCAAUCAUUAACCAUCUAUGACUCUACUCUUACAUGUGUAAGGAAACAAUUGUAUACUAUUUUGCACAGUUAAGGCUAAUUUCAUUUCCAUCCACUGAAUCAUUACAGUUUAAUUUGACAUUUUGAAGAUUAAUAUUUCACCUUUUGGCAUGUGAUACCACAAACACCAACCCAUGAAUCAAAUCUUGCAUGUGCUUUUAGGAUGAAGGAAAAUCUAUAACCUCUUGACUAAUCACACACUUAAGCCUAAUCUCAUCCAACCAUUUAAUAAUUACUAAUAACAAGAAAUUGUGUCAAAUUUUGUUACCUUCUGCUUCUAAUCUAUGAAUUACUGUAUUCAUAUCUAACAUGCAUUAUAGUUUCUUACUGAGUAGAGCCCUGAAGAUCCAAUCAGCUAUGGAUUCUAAGAUCAUAUCAUGGUGAUUUAUUUCUGAGUAUAACUGGAGAAAAAAUAAACCACCGAAGUCUAAGGUUUUUUAUCUCCUCCUUAAUGACGUGACGAACAAGGGAAACAUGAAUAAAAUGUCGCAGGUACUCAAGGUAUUCAAUGAAUGACUAAGAGAAGGUGUUGUGUUUAGGUGCUAAAUCUUAUUAAAUGUGCCAACCCUAAUACUACAAAAAUCAUCAUCAUACCAAAAUAGAACGUGAUAUGUGCAAAAACAUUGUAUUAAAUUUAGUGAUCGUUAGUCAAAACACGAAUUAAUUGCUAUAUUAAGAUUAAUCCAACUCAUGGAGGUUUAAAAACUCGUAAACACAUCACAAUUGUUAAUACAGUUGAGUAACAGAGAAUCAAAAAAGAUCAUAAUGCGAUUAAAUACAAA
Molecule: messenger RNA, 4547 nt
Organism: Brassica rapa (field mustard)
Lineage: Eukaryota; Viridiplantae; Streptophyta; Magnoliopsida; Brassicales; Brassicaceae
Product: mechanosensitive ion channel protein 8
Biological process (GO): transmembrane transport; monoatomic anion transport
Cellular component (GO): plasma membrane
Molecular function (GO): mechanosensitive monoatomic ion channel activity
Source: RefSeq, a predicted model, not a curated record